Molecule: messenger RNA, 783 nt
Organism: Cokeromyces recurvatus
Lineage: Eukaryota; Fungi; Mucoromycota; Mucoromycetes; Mucorales; Mucoraceae
Exons: 2
Coding region: 22-675 (217 amino acids)
Source: RefSeq, a predicted model, not a curated record
UUCUGUAUUAUUAUAAUAACAAUGAUCAUGAAGAAUAAAGCAACAACAACAACAGGAAACGACAAUAAUAAUAAUAAUAAUAAAGUUUCAAAAUUCUUAUUAGAUCCUUGGUCAACAGUAAAAGUUGUUUUACCAUCUGCAGCAGUUCAACUUGUAAUUCAUCAAACCCUAUUCAAGAAAGCUUCUUUACGUGAACUUACUUUAGGCCUUACUUUAUUAAAUACGAUUUGGUUUGCAACAACAUUAAAUCUUAGUUAUCUUGAAACACCACUUGUUGUAAAUGUACCCAGUUUAAAUGAAGUAACUAAACUUGAUGUGGGUAGACAUAGAUUUAAUUGGAUCAAUAAGAUAGAAGCUACUGUAAGUUUGAUAAGUCUCGAUCUUUACUUGAGUUGGAAUGAACGAAUUAUAAACCAUAAUGGAUUUGUAGAUAAUACAUUAAAGUUGGCUACACUUGCACCUGUUGCUAUCACUGUCUUUCAAUCUCUUUAUUUGUUACCUAAAUUUAAUCGACGAGCAGCCAAAGUAAUUCAAGGAGAAGCAACUGCUAAAGAAAUAUGGGAUCAUGAUCCAUUCUUUUUAAAAGGUCAUCGUGCGUAUAUCACAUUAGACACAGUUAAAAUUGCUGCUUUAGCUGUAGCUGGCCUUCGCUUUGGUCUUAUGUUGAAAAAUUAAUUUAAAGAAAAAGAAGAAGAAAAAAAAAAUAAAAAAAAAAAGAUGGUAUUAUCAUUGCCCUUCUUUUGUGUGUGUGUGUGUGUGUGUGUGUGUGUAUGCGCUUGUGCG